Messenger RNA from Epithele typhae, 1821 nucleotides. RefSeq lists its product as uncharacterized. The transcript is spliced from 10 exons. NCBI's taxonomy places the organism in Eukaryota, Fungi, Basidiomycota, Agaricomycetes, Polyporales, Epitheliaceae. The coding region runs from base 1 to 1821 and encodes 606 amino acids. The record is from RefSeq and is a predicted model, not a curated record.
AUGAAGACUCACGCUGCAUCUGGCAAAAUUCACCAACAUUGCAGCACCAAGUGUCCUGCAUAUGCCGUAGGUAUCCCCAGCUCCGGAAAGGGCAAGCAGAAGGUCUUCGACAAGGAAGCCAGGGUGGACAUAGUCGAUGCAACGGUGAAGGACCUAAGGCAAUGUUUAACGGAGGAGAAAAUGGAGGAAUUUGUGGAUUACACUUUGAAAUAUGCGGCCAACACUUCCCCCGGAUACCUACAGGCAAAAAAAUGCCAAAUGUUUCUGGAACAAGUGAAGUCGGGGAAGGAAGAGUAUCCACUACCAGCUGCAGACAUCAUUGACGGAGCUGGUGGGAGCGGCAUCAAUCAAGAGGAAGUCGAAGAAGGACUAGCAGAGGUGCAGGAUGACGGCUCUACCGCGAUGAAUGUGGAUGACCCUGCCCCGGAGGCUCAUCCCCAGCGUAGACUCAGGAUCGUCUUCAUCGAAGAACCUAUGCUCCGUUUGGACCACAACAACGUCCCAGAGCAAAAAUGGCCGUAUGACGCAGAGCCUGGUGGGGUUGCCCACUGGAUAUCGUACGAGCUGCGCGAGGGGUUGUUUCGGGUGGCCAAGAGACACUUCCCGGGUCACAUAUUCCUGUCCACAGACCCAGAGGCACUCCAGGUGCGUCGCGAUGCCGAAAAGGAGCUUGGCGCCAUGAUGUGGGACUGGAUGCUCCUACCCCUCUACGUCAUUCAGCACCAACACGACAUGUUCUCAGUGCGAUUUUUACGAUACUCGGAGUUCAUCGACGCCAUUCUGCACCCCGAGGAGGACAAAAACGAACAGGUGUGGAGGAUGCUUUGCACCUGCGAUCUUGUCGUCGGUGGAGUGGACUUCACGGACAACUAUGCGCGUAAGGAGCUCCUCGAUGCUGACAAAGGCAAGGUGGAUCAGUACCGGGCUCGGAUGGCCAUCCUGCAGAGGUGCACGGUCGUGUGGCCCGACCCUGAAGAGACGUUCCUGUAUGGUGCAAAGAUCCCCCUCAUCGAAAACCUCGACAAGGCGGCUGCAAAUGUGACCAAAACCCCUCGGCCAUGGACCUCCUGUGUGAGCGUCGGAGGGGCUGUAGGGCACAAUGAGAUCAUCAAGCGUGGUCAUAGCGGGUGGGGCAACCACGUUUCUCCCCCUUCUGCUGGGGACUCGAAGACUCGCUGGAACAGUUUGGUCCCCGACAAGGACAAGGCUGUGGAGGAGCAGUGGUUCGGCCGGUCAUGGUUCCGCCAGCAGUUCAUCCCCACUCUGGUGGAGUUAGGGGAGAUGAGGUGCUUGUUCUUCGCUGGGAAGCUCACCCACAUCACACACACUGUCAAGCAGAAGGACUCAGACCGGACUGACUCCGAUCCUGUUACGACCACUGUGCCUUUGAAGCACAUCCCCACCAUCUUAGCUGCCAAGAGGAAGGACGGCCACGCCUCUCUUGCGUACGCAUGGGUCAACAGCGAAAGCCUUGCGGCUAACUUUCAGGAUGAAGGCCGCAAGGAGCUGGAAACGUUCGCCAACACAACCUUCAACACGCUCGUUGAUCUGGAGAAGAGUGCCUCACCUACCGGCUCCUCGGACCUCACCCUCUUUGCCCGGAUGGAUAUCGGCCUCAUUGACGACGGUGCAGGCGGGUUCCAGUACUUUGUGAAUGAAGUAGAGCGCAGCUGGGGCACUACGUUGUUCGGCUUCAGGGACCCCCUCCCUCUUGUGCAGGCCAUGCACGGCUUUGGGGAGGGGCUUGCCCGAUGGACCAGAGAAAAACGCGCCAGAGUUCUCCAGACCAUGGUGCCUCCCCCCUCUUGUGUCCAAGCGUAG